Molecule: messenger RNA, 2018 nt
Organism: Topomyia yanbarensis
Lineage: Eukaryota; Metazoa; Arthropoda; Insecta; Diptera; Culicidae
Gene: APC7
Product: anaphase-promoting complex subunit 7
Exons: 4
Coding region: 136-1875 (579 amino acids)
Biological process (GO): cell division
Molecular function (GO): protein binding
Source: RefSeq, a predicted model, not a curated record
CAUCUAUUUAUAGUACAUUGGCUUUAGAUUGCAUCGUAUAUUUGUUCAGUUUGUUGAUCCGAUAAGAUAUUUUGAAUAAUUAUAAUUAUUAAGCUUUAUCCUAUCUAGUGAUAUUGAUUAAACAUCGUGCGAUUUAUGAAAAUGGGUACCCUUUUCGAACAUUUAAAGACGCUGUUUGAUUAUGAGUUAUAUUCAAACGCAAAAACAUUGUCUAAUUUGAUAUUAGCGGUAUAUGAGAAUAAUAGAGUAAUACUGACUCCGCAACAACAUUUCUGCACUUUGGUUUAUUAUGCCGAAUCGCUUUUCCACGAGCAUCAGUACCGGGAAGCGGAGGGAAUAUUCAAGCAAGCCCUACAGGCUAAGCGUAUUCUUCCAAAGUCAAAAUCACCAGUACAUAAGUUAUCGGAAAACAAUUUGGAUAUAUUUUCGGAAGUUGAAAUCAAGUUUAAAACCGCCAUGUGUUUAAUAGAGAUAAAACGAUUUCGUGAUGCGAUCGCUACUCUGCAGUCGCUGUCAAUCAAACAACGGACUCCAAAAGUUAACAUGCUUUUGAGCCGAUUAUGUCACAAUCACGGACAUGAAAGAACAGCAAUCGGAAUGUAUAAAGAGGUUCUUAAAGAUUGUCCUUUAGCGUUCGAAGCCAUUGAAGGUCUUUUGUCACUUGGCACAAAUGGGAUUGAAGUUAACACUUUAGUGCUUAACGCAACGCUUGCUUCCCAAUGCAAUGACUGGUUGAGCAACUGGAUUAAAGCCCAUGCUCAUAUCCAGAGCAGAAAGUAUUCGGAAGCUAUACAGACACUUCGUGCUGUCGAAUCAAAUACUUCGCUAACUAACUAUCACCAGCUUUUGGUAUUGAUAGGAGAGUGUUACUACCAUAAUGGAGAAUACGAAAAUGCUUACACAUAUUUGAAAAGGGCGCACAGCUUAUAUCCCUAUAUGAAAAAUGGUAUUCAAAUCUUGGCUAUUUUGAUGGCAAAGAAAAAGAAAGUUAGCGAGUUAGAAAAAAUGAUUGCUCCUACCUCGACUUUUCCAUAUGAAUAUUCUUCAGAAAUGUGGUUUGUAAUGGCGCAAUAUUUGUUCGCUACCGCAAAAUACGAUAAAGCAGUUUAUUUUGUCCAGAAGGCCUGCUUUCUGAAUCCGAAAAAUGCCGAAGCACUUAUUCUGAAGGCGGAAAUCUUGUUGCAGCUAAAGAAGUACCAAGAAGCAAUAGCUCAUCUACGAUUCGCGCAACAAUUUGCUCCUUACCGUUACGAGGUGCAUAAAGUACUGGUGGAUACCUAUAUAAAUAUAAACCGAUUACGAGAGGCUCAAGUUCAGGCUCUGAAAGCUUUAAAAACUAUAGGUGAAUCGCCGAGACUACUUGUGCUCUUGGGACGAACAUAUUUGAAAGAUGAUGGUACAAAGGGAAAAGCAAAAACAUUAUUCCAAAAAGCACUCGAGUUAAACGAAAAUUACCUACCUGCCGUUUAUCUGUUGGCUGAUUUGUAUCAGUAUGAAAAUGAUGUUGCGAGUUGCAUGAAACUUCUGAAGAAACAUGCAAUGUUAACGCAAAAUUGUAAGCUUCAUGCUAUGUUAGGCGAUCUACUGAGCAGCGAUAAAGAUCACUCGGGUGCUUUAGAACAUUACACUAUAGCACUGAACCUUGAUCCAACAAACGGUUGUGCAAUGGCAGGUCUACUCGCUAUGGGACAAAGUGGCACGAGCGGAACAGGAGGUGUAAACACUUCAUAUCUUGACUCAUCUAUGGCAGAGGACGGCAGCGAUGUACCGGAUAACCCACUAGAAAUGAUCGAAAUGCCGCAAAAUGUCCACAAUGACGUGGAGUCAGAAAGUGAUAUAAUGUGGUCUGACGUAGAGAUUGAAAUCAAUCAGUAAACUGAAAGUAUUGAAACUGUUUCGUGUUAGUUUUCAUCAGUCACGGUAAUAAUAGCUAUUGAUGGAUACGCUUCGCAAAACAGUUAAAUUACUAUAUCUUUUGCAUUUCUCGAUAAUAAAAAAUAGAUUUUGUUUUACAAAAA